Epinephelus fuscoguttatus (brown-marbled grouper) is the source of this 4678-nucleotide messenger RNA. RefSeq names its product tubulin tyrosine ligase-like family, member 10 (gene ttll10). NCBI's taxonomy places the organism in Eukaryota, Metazoa, Chordata, Actinopteri, Perciformes, Serranidae. The record is from RefSeq and is a predicted model, not a curated record. The transcript is spliced from 13 exons. Bases 1435 to 3579 code for a protein of 714 amino acids. Gene Ontology annotation, biological process: protein modification process.
AUACAGUGUGUUUCAGAGCUCUGGGUGAGCUGGAGAGUGUAAGUUGCAGAUUCCUGUGCAGUCUGCUUUGUCUCGGAGAGAUGGAGCGAUUGGGUGAUGAUUCCAGGGCAGAGGUCACGUUCAUCAAGAGGUUUGCUGUUUGCCUGGGCCUUACCGUUGGACUGCAAGGUUGAGUGCACAUGGUGGAAGAACAGGCUGAGUAGGUUUUCAUGGAGUUUGGCUGUCCUUGUGGGUGACACUGGAGGUGCAGGUAAACCCCUUUGCUUGUACUGUAACAGUAGCUACAAUAUGGUCACAGUUCAGCUCCUGUUUUCUAAUACAAAACAACACAUUUAUUCUGAUAGCACAUUUUCACUACACUUCUUUUUAACUUUUAUUGUAUUUUUCAAGUCUGCUAAAUGUAAUUUAAGUUUGAACUAUAUGGACAAAAUAAUAUUACUGAUAAAAAAGCUCAAAGUAUAAACCUGCUAAAAGGUGCUAGCAAACCCUAAAGGAUGAAAUGGUCAUUAAACUAAACCAAACAAUUCAGUAGUUACAUUUAACAUUUAAGGGUUCUUCUGAUAAAAAGGUAAAAGGUGAUGGAUUUCAUUGCAAUCUGCCUGUUAGAAAAUGAAAUUUCAACAUUUUUGGCUGAUGUUGUUGCAUGAGGAAAAUGACCAUGACUCUGGGGACUACUUUGGCCCAACUGUCCAUGGGCCAAAGUGAUGAUCAGGUGCAAAGUUUGAGUGCUUGGUGUUAAACAAAAGGUCAAGGGGUAACCUCUGAAUAACAUGACUGUUACAUCAGCCCCUCUGUGAGGCUGUACUUAGUUACAGAGGUGCUGUGAGCCAAAUACUAACAUCAGCAUGCUAAUAUGCUCAUCAUGCCACAUUUACAUGCUGAUGUUUAGCAGGUACAUGUGGUGUAUUAGCAUGCUAACAUUUGCUAAUUAGCCCAUACACAAAGUACAGCUAAGGAUGGUGGGAAUGUCAUUAGUUUUGCAGACAUUUCUUUUAAAAUACUGGACAAAUUCUGAAAAGGAUGACCACCAGAGUAAAGUCAGGGAGUCACCACAAUCAUUAGGAUUAAUCCCACAGGGACCAUGAAUGCCUGUAAAACUUCUCAUUAAAACCCAUCCAGUAGUUGUUGACACAUUUUCAGUCUGAACGACCUGCCAAGAGACUGACACAGCUAUCCCUAGAGCCAUGAUGUCAGCAUGGCUGAUGAAAAUAAUAUAAUGUUACCAGCAGAUAUGUACAUGAACUUUUGAUGAAGGGUAAACAGCUUCCCUUGUUUUAUUCCUUUCAUACUCCCACAAAUCUUCAGUGCAAACACACCUCACUGCUGGUCUGAAUUUCUGACUACAGUGUCACUACAAACCAAAAAAGGGCCCACCUGUCCUCCCAUGUUGGAGCAUUUUUAGCCAUUGCCAGCGAUCUGCACCAACACAAGGUCAUGUCAUCUGAGUGCUGGGUGGAGCCCUGCGGUGAAGGCCAGGCAGAGGAGACCGGACUGGAGAGGCAACAAGGGGAAGAAGCGGAGGAGGAGGAAGUGGAGGUUCUCUGUGGGGACAGUCAGCCUGCAGAAAGCCUGAGGCAGGAGGAGCCACCUGGAGAACGGCCUUUAUCACCUGACCAUAGUGGCAUGCAGGAAGUGACAUUAGGAGGUGGACUGGAGCAGAUCCAGAGGGAGGAGACGCAGACUCGGGAAAAGAGAGAGAGGUUUUCACAUGUGAUUGUCAACCAGGAAAGCCGGGAUAGAGGGUCAGUAUCAGGUGCGGGUCUGGUCGAGCCAUAUCUCCGGAGGUCCUUCCCCAGGGACUUGUCGACCUGCUCAUUCCCGGACAGGGACAUGCAGCAGCAGGUCGAGGAGCCCCGGGGGCAUGGGCCCUUCUACUUCUUUGGAGGAGCUAACGGAGCUGAAAUAGUGAGAGGUUACUGUGAAAGCAAAGGAUGGAAGAGGAUUUACAACAAGCACAGGGAGGAUUUCAAACUCAAGUGGUGUGAGACCAAAUCACCAGCCAACUACUGUAACUUCAGGGAAGGUGAACAGUUGGUGUAUCAGAUUCCCAACAACAAGGUGCUCACCACCAAGAUCGGCCUCCUGAGCAGUCUGCGGGAGUAUGAGCGAGUCAGCAGCAAAGUCAACCACGGUCGAGGACGGAGGAGGCUGAAAAUGGAAGAGUUUAUUCCCACUACCUUCCGCAUGGAUGUAAGGGAAGAAAGGGAGGCUUUCUUUGCCCAGCAGGAGGGUGUGAGCAAUGAUGAGAGUCACAUGUGGAUCUGUAAGCCUACGGGUCUGAACCAGGGCAGAGGCAUCUUUCUGCUGAAGAGCCAAGAGGACAUCGAUGCCUUUAAACUGAAGCUGCAGCACUCAGAAGACAGCCAGACCAACAGGAAGACGCACCACCGCCAGCCUCAGGCUCGCAUUGUUCAGCAUUACAUCCAGAGUCCACUGCUCCUGAAAGGGAAAAAGUUUGAUGUGCGCUCUUACCUUCUGAUUGCCUGCACUGCACCUUACAUGGUCUUCUUUCGCCACGGAUAUGUACGACUGACCUGCGACCUCUAUGACCCCAGCUCCAACAACCUCUCUGCCCACCUGACCAAUCAGUACAUGCAGAAGAAGAACCCUCUGUACAGCCAGUUAAAGGAGGAUACCGUGUGGUCCAUGGAGAGCUUCAACACCUACGUCAACGACAGGUUUCAGGUUGCCAAGGGUCUGCCCAGGGACUGGGUGCUGGGCACCUUUGCAAAGCGCAUGCAGCAGAUCAUGACGCAGUGUUUCUUGGCAGUCAAAUCCAAGUUAGACCGUCGACUGGGCCUCUUUGACUUGAUCGGCUGUGACUUCAUGAUUGACGAGAACUUCAAGGUGUGGCUGUUGGAAAUGAACUGUAACCCAGCUCUUCACACGAACUGUGAAGUGCUGAAGGAGGUGAUACCCAGCACUGUUGCUGAGACACUGGAUUUAACUCUGGAGAUCUUCAGCAAGUGUCGUCUCAAGCAGAGGAUUCUUCCUUUGGCCAGUCAGAGGGACUUUGUGCUGCUUUACAAUGGAGUUUUCCCUCCUGAUCCAGUGCUGGCCUGGAGCAAGAGCAACACAAACAGUGACCUCAACCAAAAAAGCACCAAAAAGACUCAAGCCAGACGAUUUAAGUCAGGGACAGAGGGCAAAGUUGUGCCCCUUGAUAAUGUGAAUGUCUCCGCGAGCAGUGAAGGAAGGGGUAGUUCAAAGUCUGACGAGCACCCCAACACCUCCACUUCUACCUCCACUGCUGCCUCACCUUUCCAUCAAAGCUCUCUGUCAAUGCAGGGGCCUUUACAUUUACACAGCAGCAGCACCAUCGUACAGACUGUCAGGAGUAAGAACCUCAGGCCGCGGGUGGUAUUCAAGCCCAGCAAAUGUACUUUGCAUCAUCAUUUAAAAGCUGCAGACGACGUGACGCAUUCUACGGCACGGCAGAAGACGAGGAUCAUCAUGGCGCUGUCAUCACCAGGGAUCUCUGUUAGUGACUCUUCAGAGAGCCCUCCUCAUGAUGGACCUCUAGUGUGUGGGAACAAAUGUGAAGAAGAGCUGAGAGAGGACACAGAGCUGAGUUUAUAAGAAGAAAGAGGAACUGAGAUGCAUCAGAUGCAAACAGCUGAGAUCUAAAGCUUUAUCUGGGAAAAAAAAGACCUAUACUUUUGACACCUGGUACUGUUUUCCUCUCAAAGAAAUAAAUGUUUACUGUGACAUGAAAGAAUGUAUUUAUUACUUGAAUAAUGAUAACUGCAUUCAUUUAACUGGUGCUAUGUAAGGAAUAUGUUCUAAAGAAAGCUUUUUCUUCCAAUAAUGGUUGAUUUUGAUUUAUUUAUUUAUUUGUCCCAGAGUCAGACAUGUUUACAGUAAUCAAAGCACCCAUAGAAAGCUGUUGCAAAUGGAAAAUAUAUCCAUCAGUCAUCUUACAUGGCGUUGCGUCACUUUACAGAAACAGAAAUAGCUCCUGCCUCGUGGACAUCCAGAACCGCUCAGACAGACUGUGUACAAACCCUCCCACCAUCUUACUGUAAUUCUAACCAGGAAGAUCAACACAUGGCUCCACUGUACAGUUGUUGUGGCUUGUUGUUUUGACUGCAGCCCUCUACCUCUCCGUUUCAUAACUCAUAAUUAUCUCACUUGCCUAUCCAUAUUCGGGCCCUUUGCAUGCAAACACGGGCAGGCAUGGUCCCAUCUUUCCCAACAGGAUGCUUGCUUCACCCACAUGCUUCUCAACAAGGAGGCUGAGCGCAUCAGAGAGCCUGACUUAUCAACACCAAGAGGUUCCCAGUGUGAGUUCAGAGUGUAAAAAAAACAGAGUGAGGAAGCUGCUCACUUCUCUGCAGACAGCCAACUGACAGGAAGGAAGGAACAGCUACUACGCUGCGACUCGACAAGAACUUUUAUCUUCAAUUCCUCUUCAAAAGCUUUUACACCUUUCGUUCUCGUGGCUGGAUGGAAACAUACACUACAUGCUGGCAAAAAGGGGGAACUAGAGCUUAGCAGUGCCACCCCCUCCCUCCUCCUCUCCAGUGCACAAUAUCCUCUUUUGGACCCAACCAGCCCCCGUGUUUUGUUAUCUCUUUGGUUUUAGUGCGGCACACACACACACACAGAGGGGAUGACUGUCUGGGCAGAUGGUGCUCAGUGUGAGGACUAGAAGCUGAGACGAGGUGCAGAGGGACAG